Molecule: messenger RNA, 2934 nt
Organism: Fusarium sp. VM40
Lineage: Eukaryota; Fungi; Ascomycota; Sordariomycetes; Hypocreales; Nectriaceae
Source: the annotation of a GenBank genome assembly
AUGGCCGAGCUAGCGCUUGCCAUCAUUCCAAUCGGCCUCAAAACGUGUUCUGGGCUAGUGAGCUACCUCGGUAGUAUUAAAGACCGCGAUGACGCUCUUGCUCGCGUGGCUCGCCAGGCCGAGUCCCUGGAGGGCAGCUUCCAACUGCUUGAUGCUCUCUUGAAGCGGAGCCAAUUGAACCCAGCAAUUUCUCAAGUAGUAGACCAUGCCUUGCACUGCUUGAGAAGCUGUGAGGAUGGGUUGAAGGAGUUAAGAGAACUUCAACAGAAACUUUCGUCCCCCGUCACGUCUGACCCAAAAUCCAAAGACAAAUUGAAAGAUGGUUACCGCAAAUUGAGCUACCCCCUGCAGCAAUCUCAACUCAAGCAACUGGGGAGUACAUUAGAUAAUCUCUGCACCCCGCUGAAUCUAGCAAUACAGAACCUACAAUUAGAAAUGCAGCAAUCAACCUCUGAACACUUGGAUCGAAAUACGACGAGGAUACAGCAAACAAACAACGAGGUCUCCAAUAUCUCGACUGCCAUUGUCAGCUUGAACUCCCCCAUUUCGAACAUCCAGUCACAGUUUCCUGUCCUUCAGAACUCAGUCGAUGCGCUAGUCCCACAGAUAAAUUUGAUGAUACAGGCGCAGUUAAGAACACAAAUGGAGGAGAUCAAGCUAUCCUUUCAAGCGGCAGAGUCCGCAGCGGUUUCUCGACGCAGUGCUCAGACAAACGAGUUACUAUCAAAACUACGUAUUGACGAACGCAACCACGAUCCCGCGAUCUACAAAUUGGUAUCCAAGCCAAGUGCUCUUGCCGCAGUAGCAGGUUCAGUCUCGGCCUGUCAAUGUCGAGCAAGGCGGCUCCGUGCCCACCGAUCGGUCAAGCUUGGACCUCUAUAUCUUAAAGACGAUGUGGUUUCCAACAUUCGACACUACAAGAGUUGCGACUUCAAUUUGGAUAAUGCAGAAUACUCGAGAACUCUGACAAUAACAUUUAAUGGCUUCAAUAGACUGAUAAACAGAGCCAUUGAGAUAACCCUCCGUACAAAUAGAGGAGCAGGAGCCUUUGGUAUCAGCCCCUCAAUCACUUCCUUUACCGUGGUUGAUAGAAUGAUAGCCCCGGCUUUUCAAGUUAUCAAUAUCCUCGGGAAGGUCUACCUGUGUCGAUUAAAUGAAGUAUACCAAGAAUCUUUCCUUCGGGAAGCAGUUCGGAAAUUACAGGAGAUCUUUCGCUCUGGAAGGACGAGGCCUACCGAUGUUGAUGAAGACGGCAAUACGCUGCUUCAUGCCUUGAUGGAAGUGGUUGGUUAUAUCGGAAGUCUAGGUCCCGAAUCAACUCCCAAUAACCUUUUUACUCCUGGUCUCCAAGCAUUGGUUGAGUUUCUGACCACCAUAGGGGUCCCUGUGAAUACUGUAAACUCUUCUAAGCUCCUACCUUUAUAUGAAGCUUUUGAGACCCGUUUAAUUCCAGCAUCAAUCGUUAGGGUACUGCUGGUCGAUAACGCAGACACGCCCUACUAUAGGGAGUCUAUCGUAUUUCCUAGGGUUGAUUACAUGGUUCAGAACGACUUCGCUAUUUAUGAACAAGAAACCCCACAGAUCAUAGAAGCACUGUUUGGGCCUUUGGGCGUAGCUAUAAUCCGAAACGACGCAAUUGUAGUAAAUCAACUCCUUCAGAUAUAUCCGGAGAUUCUUGGAGAAUUGAAUAUCGAUGGUCAAACCAAUUGCGGUUUGGCUGUGGACAGACCAGAAGUCUUGAAGGUUAUCGCCAGGCGAGCAACUCCAGCACAAUUGGUUCAGCAGAACGUGAACAUAUGGGAUCAGAUUACUCCUAUGGGGAAAGCAAUAAGGAUCAGCAACGCGAUUUGCGAGACGCAGGGUGGUGCUGAUGAGUCUCUUUGCCCAUGCGUUGCGGCAGUUAAGAUUCUAUUGGAAGCGGAUUGCCCGAUCAUUCCUAGCCGUGACUUCUGGGGUGGCUUUGCAAGGGAGAAAAACUUCUUCUCCAAAGCUUCAACGCACUGCAAGUUUCUGGUAGCUAAGGAGCUACGAAUACGUCGCCGAGAAUUGAGACAAGUGGCGGAAGAGAAUUUACACCCUUCGGAGUAUAGCUGUCUCUACUCGUCGGAAGCAGAGCUCGAUUAUCACGCUAUGGAGUUGGACUCGGAAUUGCGCCGAAAGGGUUUCCUAACCUUUGGACGAUUAUCUGCUACUGGGCCUAGCAGUGAAAGCCGUAUACGGAUGGAGACACCCUUCUAUGCCAGUGUGUAUUCGAACUUGGAAGAACCAGAAGACGCCUCCAUCUUUUGGACCUUAGGCUUUCGCGAUAUUGAUCUUUCAUCUGGAGUCUGGCCACCUCAUAAUGACUGGACAAACCGACGAGCCGAGCGCUUUUCCCACUAUCCGUCACCGGAAUACUCACUCUGGUUGAUUGAACAUUGCCCUAACUUUUGGGAGUUCAUGUGCCACCAUUACGCGCUUGAGGGACCAGAUUAUGUAUUGGCCGACAUCAUUGGAUGCACUAUCUACGAGAAUAGACCGCAUUCAUACACCCAUCCUAGUUGUGAAGAUGACCAUGAGGAAGAGGACUUCGAAACAGCAAGAUAUCUCGACGUUGUAGUGAUGGAGUUCCAAGACUUCGUUCGCAGAGAAGACAAAAUUGUUGAUCAUGGAACCUCGGAUGCUUUUGCAAACGGCGAAAAUAAAUCUGUGAACCAGGACAAAGUCAAUUGCCAACGCAUCCUAGAAUUCUGGAACAAGGUUUGGCCAUCCCGGAUUCGUGCGAUCAAGGAAGAGCUGGCAGCCACUUGGAAUCCUGAUCAAACGGUUCUAGAAGACCUUGGCGUUUCUCUUUGGUAUGAGGAGGAAGUGGAUGAGGAUAAAAAAAUGAUAGAACCUGAACAAAUGAUGAUGCGGUGGGCCGAGGACCUGAAGAGAGAUCUUAGUAUAAUCUAA